This is a messenger RNA of Ananas comosus (pineapple), 1892 nucleotides long. RefSeq lists its product as uncharacterized. The record is from RefSeq and is a predicted model, not a curated record. The transcript is spliced from 6 exons. Lineage: Eukaryota; Viridiplantae; Streptophyta; Magnoliopsida; Poales; Bromeliaceae. The coding region runs from base 89 to 1639 and encodes 516 amino acids. Gene Ontology annotation, molecular function: antioxidant activity.
CGACUCACCACCUUCACCGAUUCUCUCCUACGAACGACGCCAUUGUAUUUAGGGUUAGGGUUAGGGUUUUGCGGGGGUGGUAGGGGCGAUGUCGCAGAACGAAGAGCCGAUGCCCAAUCUCGAUCAAUGCGGUACCUUAGGUCUAAAAAUUACCGUUCCGGAUCAAUCCCUUCUUCUUCGAGCGAACCAAAUCGGUAAAAAUUGGACCGCUCAUCAUUUUCUUGAGCCUUUAUUUCUCAUACAUUAUCAACUCCUCCCCUCUCUCUUGGUUUUAAUUGGUUUUGGAUUGGUUAAGCAAUCGCGUCGGAGCUUCGGCGGCCAUGGCGGCGCCACGAAUUGCUUGGAUUCCGAUGCGAUUGUAGCGUCCGACCCCCCAUGUCCGAAGAUUCACCAUGAGAAAAAGAUGGGAUCAUACUCGGUGGAGGAGUUUGUUGGGGAUGGAACCCUAAAAGGGCUCAUUCCUAAGCUUGUUGAGGAGGGUUGGGAUGAUGUGCCCACGCUUAAGAUGAUGAAUUUUCAAGAUAUGGAUCAUAUGAAGUUUACACAGCACCAGAAGGACGCGCUUGAACUCAGGUCAUACCUCCAUGACCGUUCCUUGAUGGAGUAUGCCGACAGGCUUGAAGUCUCUAGGAUGUCUCUGGCCGAGCUGCUCACUCUAAGCACUUCGACUCUCGCUACACAAUUCGACAUGAAGAGGGGCCACGUUGCUCGUUUCAUUGAUAGAACAAUCACCUGUCAUGUACCAAUACCACCUUCACAUUCUUUCCCAGCAAGGGAAAGAACAUUAUCUUCCAUCAGUAGAAGCACACAGGAUAAUGAGGCUUCUAGAGAUUUAAGGAGGAAGCAAAGUGCAAUAUCUUCCGCAAAGCAAAGCUCAAAGCAAGAAGAGUCAACAGACAAAUCUAGGAGUGAUGUAAUUAGGAAAGAAGGGUACGUCUUUAAGGGAAUUGUUGCUUCCGAACCUGCUGACCCAAGGUUAUGCGGUUGUGUCCAGCCACCUCCUGUGGUGGAUAGUGUAGCUCCUUAUUCUACGAUAGAGAACAUAUCGGUUCAGAAGCUUACUCCUGAGUAUAAAGUCGGUAUGCACCGCUUGGUGGAAGCAAAAGCCCCACCUAUGAGAGCUUCGGAAUUAUGGCGUGAUCAGCCGGUUGUUCUUCUCUGCAUUCGUCGCCCUGGGUGCAUUAUGUGCCGAGCUGAAGCUCAUCAGCUUUAUGCAAGGAAACCUGUAUUUGAUGCACUGGGGUUUCAGUUGAUUGCUGUUCUGCAUGAACAAAUAGAACAAGAGGUUAGAGAUUUUUGGCCUCGAUAUUGGGGUGGGGUUGUUGUUCUUGAUCAAGGGAAGGAUUUCUUUAAAGCAUUAGGAGGUGGAGACCUGUUAAAAGACAAGUUUCUAACUGGUUUUGUUUUUAAUCCUCGUGCAAUUGCCAAUUACAAGCGCGCCAAGUCUACUGGAUUAGAUCAAAACUUCAGAGGAGAAGGUGAGAUUAAAGGUGGUCUUUUCAUUGUUGGCCGUGGAAAAACUGGUAUCGCUUAUCAGUUUAUUGAGAGGAACUUCGGAGAUUGGGCUCCUAUUGGUGAAGUCAUAGACAUUUGCAGCCAAUUUCAGAAUGAAUGGUCAGCCCAAGAGGAGUCGGUAUAGAGAGGUUCAGGUUGAAUGUUUCUAUGUAAUGCUCUGUGUGCUAUAUGAAUUCUCUGGCUCAAAGUCACUGAAGAUCUACAUGCGUUUCCAAUUGUUGAAUUAAAUUUUCCUAUAAUUACAUGUGAUACCACAUGAAUCUUGAGAAGUUGAUUGUUUAGGAAGUAAUGUAUUUUCUUUGCUCAUGCCUGUUGUUAUCUGUGAAUAAAUUGAAAUGUCUCUCAAUCAAAUGAUAAAUUGUAUGAAUUUGAAAACA